Panicum virgatum (switchgrass) is the source of this 985-nucleotide messenger RNA. RefSeq lists its product as uncharacterized. The record is from RefSeq and is a predicted model, not a curated record. NCBI's taxonomy places the organism in Eukaryota, Viridiplantae, Streptophyta, Magnoliopsida, Poales, Poaceae. Bases 1 to 942 code for a protein of 313 amino acids. The transcript is spliced from 3 exons.
AUGCAACGCGUUGCCCGCUGGCAAAAAAGUUUUACACCGUCCGAUGAUGAACAUGUGGCUCACGUUUACCCCCACCCGCCUGGCUUUCGGAGUUUUCUUCUACCUCCCCGAUGCCUCUCCAGUUUCGGCGCCCGCGGGGGUGACGAGGGCGACGGUCACGGCGGCUGCAGCAUUCCGAGGGAGGCCAGCGCCCGCGGCGGCGCUCACCUCCACCUCCUCCGCUCGCCGCCAGGCUCCACGCGACCGCCAUCAAGGCCACCAAACGGAUGUUGUGGAGGCGGCAGCAGGGUGGCAGUUCGCGGAGCCUGCAACCAUAUCGAUGCGGUGGCGCAGACAACCCGAUGCAGUCAGAUCCAUCGCCGUUUCCCGCCGCCACACCGCCUUCCUCGCAAUCUCCACCGCCGGCCCGAUGCGACCGACGUCGUGGUUGUCGUCGACCUGCCGUUCCCCGCCGUUCGAGCCAUAGGCGCCUCCCUCGGGCGCGCGGGCCCUGCCCCCGCUUGCCUCCCUCGCCGCCGCCGGCCUAACACAGCUGAGCCGUGGUCACGCGUUGUGGUUGCCGUCGUCAUCGAUGGAGCAGCAGCAGUAGCCGGGGUCCGCCCCUCGAGCUCGCUCGACGUUGCCCCCAGCGCGGACCUCCGCAUCAGCGGGAGCACGGAGGGGGACGUCGAUGACCUCUGUGACAGCUUGGGGCUCUUGGGGCCCGACGAGUUCGCCAUCCCGUCGCAGCCUGGGAGGCGGUGCAAGUCGCACUCUAACCCCGACCUCCUCCCGCGGAUGAUGAUACGUCCAAUGCAACUCCAGAGGCCAUGUUCAUCAUGUACAGAUUCUGUUCUUCUCUUUUUGCCUCCAGUGAACAUCGCAAACUUCUGGAUCGAAGGGACCCCCUGCUACCUCAACCCCGUUCAUCACGACCUCUUCCAGAGAAGCGUUUACCUCUGAGAUUAUUGAGCUUGCACCAUUCUAAUCUAUCAAUUGAUCAGGU